Molecule: messenger RNA, 930 nt
Organism: Dipodomys ordii (Ord's kangaroo rat)
Lineage: Eukaryota; Metazoa; Chordata; Mammalia; Rodentia; Heteromyidae
Product: olfactory receptor 4F15-like
Exons: 2
Coding region: 1-930 (309 amino acids)
Biological process (GO): G protein-coupled receptor signaling pathway
Cellular component (GO): membrane
Molecular function (GO): G protein-coupled receptor activity; olfactory receptor activity
Source: RefSeq, a predicted model, not a curated record
AUGAAUCACUCCGUAGUGUCUGAGUUUGUGCUUCUGGGGCUCACGAGUUCAUGGGAGAUGCAGCUUCUGCUUUUUGUCUUCUCCUUGCUGUUCUACUUUGCAAGCGUCGCCGGCAACCUGGUCGUUGUGGUCACUGUAACCUUAGAUGAUGCUCAUCUGCAUUCCCCCAUGUAUUUUUUUCUGGCUAACCUCUCAGUCAUUGACAUCAUAUUUGGCUCAAUUACAGCUCCUAAGAUGAUUUCUAGCAUUUUCAAGAAACACAAAACCAUCUCAUUUGAGGGCUGUAUUGCCCAGAUCUUCUUCAACCACGCAGUUGGGGGCACAGAGAUGGUGCUGCUCAUGGCCAUGGCCUUUGAUCGGUACCUGGCCAUCUGCCGGCCCCUGCACUACCUGACCAUCAUGAGCCCGCGCGCGUGCCUGUGCCUUUUACUCACUUCCUGGGCCAUCGGCCUCAUCCACUCGUGGGUCCAAUUAGCAUUUGUGGUAGAGUUGCCUUUCUGUGGCCCUAAUGUACUGGGCAGCUUCUACUGUGACCUUCCUCGACUCCUCAGACUGGCCUGCACAGACACGCGAGACCUUGAGCUCAUGGUCACCAUCAACAGUGGGCUCCUCUCUGUAGGUUCCUUUGUCCUGCUGGUCAUCUCCUAUGCCUUUAUUCUGUUCACUGUCUGGAAAGGGGCUUCCAGGGCUUUGUCUAAGGCCCUCUCUACUCUGUCAGCUCAUGUCACAGUUGUCGUCUUGUUCUUCGGGCCCUUGAUGUUUUUCUACACAUGGCCCUCUCCCACAUCACACCUGGAUAAGUAUCUUGCUAUUUUUGAUGCAUUUAUCACUCCUGUUUUGAAUCCUGUCAUUUAUACAUUCAGGAACAAAGACAUGAAAAUGGCAAUGAAGAGGCUUAACAAAGAAUUGUUAUGUCACAGAGAAAUAUGA